Messenger RNA from Fulmarus glacialis (Northern fulmar), 1310 nucleotides. It is a transcript of the gene MAB21L4, whose product is annotated as chromosome unknown open reading frame, human C2orf54. Lineage: Eukaryota; Metazoa; Chordata; Aves; Procellariiformes; Procellariidae. The annotation marks the transcript as partial. The record is from RefSeq and is a predicted model, not a curated record. The transcript has 5 exons.
UGGCAGCCAGCGCUUCCCACUGGCACAGCUACCUCGGGGUGAUUGUGUCCCGCGAGAGACAGCGGCUGGAGCAUUUCCAGCGGGCCGAGGACAUCCUGCUGACCCUGCUGGAGGGUGUCCACGCCAGGGAGCCCCGCUUCCUCGUAGACUAUGCCAGGAACCUGGAAGCCUUCGAGUUUGCUCUCUGCGCCUCUGAGGAUGCUGUCACGGUGGAGGUCCCCCUGCGGAUCGAUGGCGACGGCCUGCGGGUGCUGACAUGCUGGUGCAGAGACACCCCAGCUGGGCACCAUCUGGGGCUGGGUACCUGCUGUCUGGAAGUGCCCUCUCCAGGGACCGACUUGGAGGACUGGACCAGCGCUGUGGGUGUGAUGGAGCAGGGAGGUGGUGCGGGGUGCCUGGUUCCGGGCAAAGUCCUCCAGCACCUGAAAGAGCUUCUUGUUUCGGCCAUCGUGCACUGCCAACGCCGCUUCCUGCUUCAGCCAGGUGACCUCAGCGCCGAAAAUCUGAAGGAAGAUGCUAUGGAGCUCUCCCUGCUGAUCCGCGGCGGCUGGAAGACCAUCCGCUUUGACAUUGUCCCCGUGGUGAGGAGGCGGCAGGAGCCGCUCUGGCUCAAAGGGCGGCAGAGCGACAGGGGCUUCCCUGAAGGCAGCCUCCGGAAGGCCACAGAAGAGGCCCAUUUCAUCCCUGCCUCUCCCCAUUGCUGGAGAUCCUCCACUCACCUCCCCAUCCUGAAGCUGCUCCAGGCAGUGGACUCAAUGAAGGGACCCCGUCUGGACAGCCUUCGCCUGCUCGACCAGCUCCGCAGCCAGGACUGGGGAGAGGAGGGUGGGAAAGGUGGUCUCACCUUCAACCACCUGAAGAUGGUGCUGCUGUGGAGCACGGAGCUCUUCCCCUCCCCAGAGGACUGGCAGGACCUGGAGGGCUCCGUCUACAGGCUCUUGGUCAUCCUCCUCCGCUGCCUGGCCACCCAGCACCUGCCCCACUUCCUGCACCCAGAGGAGAACCUCUUCCAAGGAGAGUCCCCAGACCUCACCUCCCUCUACUGUAAAGUGGAGAGCUUUGCCCGAGACCCCCGACGCUUCCUUCGCUUCCAUUUUGGCCUCCCUGUGCGCUCUGACAGCUGGCAGGCAGACCCUGGCACCCGAGCCCUGCUGCAGCUCCCUGAUGAGGACGGGUCCUACUGGGACACAGCCUACUUUGACAUCCUGCUCAACCAGUUCCAGGUGUACCAGAUUGAGGACGGCUCACGCCACUCAGCGAUGUCCCAGCUCCUCUCCAAGAUCCGGCGAGAAAUCCCCCAACAGAGCUGA